This is a messenger RNA of Knipowitschia caucasica, 597 nucleotides long. Lineage: Eukaryota; Metazoa; Chordata; Actinopteri; Gobiiformes; Gobiidae. The record is from the annotation of a GenBank genome assembly.
AUGGGCAUGGUUGCAAAGUCCACGUUCUACCGUAUUCAAGCUGAAUACUGUCAUGAUGUCAUUGAGAGCUUCUGGGAAGAGAAACGGUCAGCGGUUAUAGCUGAGGUCCAUGACAGAAGUGUUGUUGCUCUAGGCGAUGGAAGAAUGGACAGCCCAGGAUUUUCAGCCCAGUACUGUACUUACACCUUGAUGGACAAUGAGACGAAGAAAAUUAUGUCCAUCAAAACUGAAGAUAAAAGACUAUGUGGUAGGAUUUCUACUAUAAUGGAGAGAGAGGCUUUCAUCAAGAGCUUCAAUCAGCUGAAGGGAGAGGUAAACCUUACAGAAGUCUGUACCGAUGCCCAUACACAGAUUUCUGCUCUUUUCCGAAAUGGCAUAUUCAAAGACAGUGGUGUGGAACACACAUACGAUAUGUGGCACGGAGCAAAAAACUUGGGCAAAAAGAUACAUGCAGCUGGCCAGCAAAAGGGAUGUUCCAUAUUACUACAGUGGAACAAAGAUAUUUGCAAUCAUUUCUGGUUCUGCUGCAAUAAAGCAAACACGUAUGAGGAGUUUUUUCGGCAUAAUGGGUGCCAAGUCAGCAAUGCCAUCCAUUGA